Molecule: messenger RNA, 1395 nt
Organism: Miscanthus lutarioriparius
Lineage: Eukaryota; Viridiplantae; Streptophyta; Magnoliopsida; Poales; Poaceae
Source: the annotation of a GenBank genome assembly
AUGGCCGCCGCGCCGGAGGGCGAGGGCCUCUUCGCUGACCCCGAGCCCUUCUCCCCGUCCAUCUUCCUCGACCUGCCCCCGACGCCCCGCCCCGAUGGCAACGGCGAGGUCCCGGCCUCGUCGGAUGACCUCGUCCUCACCUUCAUCACGCGGAUCCUCAUGGAGGAGGACAUCAACGACCAAUUCUUCUACCAGUUCCCCGACCACCCCGUGCUCCUCCAAGCCCAGGAACCAAGGCCCUGCGAAUCACUAUGGGCAGCGAGGAAUUGUGCUAAGAAGAACACCAUGAAGGGCAGAGGGAAGUCGGCACAGGGAAGGUCCAGCGCCAACGAGGCAGUGGAGUUGAGCACCUUGCUCAUCCACUGUGCACAGGCCGUGGCCACGGACAACCGCCGGAGUGCGACCGAAUUGCUUAGACAGAUCAAGCAGCAUUCGUCACCGAAGGGUGAUGCCACACAGAGGUUGGCACAUUGUUUUGCAGAGGGAUUGGAGGCGCGGCUGGCAGGGUCAGGGAGCCAGCUCUACAGGUCUCUCAUGGCUGAGCGCAUCCCGGUCGUGGAGUACCUCAAGGCCUACUGGUUGUACCUGGCAGCAUGCUGUUUCAAAAUGACGGCAUUCAGGUUCUCCAACAUGACAAUCCUCAAGGCCAUCGUGGGGAGGAAAAAGGUUCACAUCGUGGAUUACGGCGUGAAUUGUGGGGUUCAGUGGCCAACUUUGCUAUACCGUUUGGCGACCUUGGAGGCUGGGCCUCCUGAACUCGGUGUGCCAUUCAAGUUCCACGGCAUCACGGUGAGGUGGGACACAGUUUGUGUUGAUGACCUGAACAUUGACCCUGAUGAGGUACUCAUUGUCAACAGUAUCAUGCUGUUUAGAAAUUUGAUGGACGAGGGGGUCGACAUUGAUAGCCCAAGCCCUAGGGAUGUUGUCCUCAGAACCAUUCGCAAGAUGCAACCUGAUGCGUUCAUCCUUUAUGUCAUGAAUGCCUCGUAUAGUGCUCCAUUCUUUGUAACACGUUUCCGGGAUGUGCUGUUCUUUUACUCUGCAAUGUUUGACAUGCUGGAUGCCACGGCUCCACGGGAUAGUCACCAGCGCUUUUUGGUUGAGCGGGAUCUCUUUAGGCAGUGUAGCCUCAAUGCUGUUGCCUGUGAGGGCACGGACAGGGUGGAGCGCCCGGAGACAUAUAAGCAAUGGCAGGUGCGGAACCAACGGGCAGGGCUAAGGCAACUUCCAUUGGAUCCAGAUAUUGUAAAGACAUUGAGGGACAAAGUUAGGGAUCAGUAUCACAAAGACUUUGUCAUUGAUACGGAUCAUAACUGGCUCCUGCAAGGAUGGAAAGGACGCAUACUCUAUGCCAUGUCGACAUGGGUUGUAGAUGAUUCUGUCUCAGAACUUUAG